Phlebotomus argentipes is the source of this 1600-nucleotide messenger RNA. Its product is annotated as luciferin sulfotransferase-like. The transcript is spliced from 3 exons. Gene Ontology annotation, biological process: sulfation. NCBI's taxonomy places the organism in Eukaryota, Metazoa, Arthropoda, Insecta, Diptera, Psychodidae. Gene Ontology annotation, cellular component: cytoplasm. The coding region runs from base 534 to 1532 and encodes 332 amino acids. The record is from RefSeq and is a predicted model, not a curated record. Gene Ontology annotation, molecular function: sulfotransferase activity.
AUCUGAUUGUUUUACUUGAAACACCUGAAAUGAUUGACUCUCGAUAUGUAUUGAAUAAUAAUCAUUCACCAAUAAAAACGAAAUGAAUUGUGGCAUGUUUGCAUCAUAAAUUCAUUGACAAAAGAUUGCGACCAAAAGCUAAACGGCCUUAACAACAUAUUGUCAGCUAUUUGUCCUCGUGUUGUGGAAUAACCAGAAAUUUGGGAUCAUUUGAAGGUGUGUAAUAAGAUUGAGAUUAUUAUCAACACACUUUUAUUUAUUGUGACGGAUUUGAGCACGUUUUCAUCAACUUGAAGAGCAAGUUAAUAAAAUAUAUAUUCUUUAUUUCGGGGAACAUCAAAUAAAAACUAUUACUUUAAUGCAAACCCAAUCUCCAAAUCUAAAACUAAUUUCACUUCUACUCUAUGACCUUUAGAAGCGUCGUAAAAACAUUAUCAAUUAUUAUGAUAAGAUUACCUGGAUAAACAUUGAAAAUAAAAGGAGGGCAUUGAAGAAUUCACGUUCAAUUGCAGUUGAACAGUAAGACAGAAAACAUGUCGAUCGUGUGUGAGAAAAUUCAGGACAAGGAAGUCCAAGAGAAAGCAAAUUUCGGUGGCUGUUAUGAGUUUAUUCUCUUAAAAAACAUUAAAUGGAACAAGGAUCGAUCGUGUUUCCAUACACACUUAUUUCGCGACAGAAUUGAGUCUUAUUACAAUUUCGAAGUGCGUCCGGACGAUGUCUUCCUGGUUUCCUUUCCCAAGUCCGGGACAACUUUUAGUCAGGAAAUGGUGUGGCAGAUAUCCCAGGGAAUUGAUUUUGAGACUCCAAAAGUUCAACCACAAGAAAUCAGAUUCCCUCACUUGGAGAUGAACAGCAUGUUUGCCAAAGAAAUGCUUGACUUUCCUGACAGAUAUGCUAUCUUGAAUGAGAGGAAAACGCAGAGAUUCAUCAAGAGCCACUUGCCAGCUCCUUUUCUGCCCAAGCAAGUCUGGAGUGUAAAGCCAAAAAUCAUUUAUGUGGCCAGGAAUGCUAAGGACACAGCAAUUUCUUAUUACCAUUUCUACAAGCACGCUGGACAGAAUCAAGCAAGUCUUCGGGAGUUCCUUGAUUUCUUCAUGAACGACAAUGUGUUGUACGGUCCUUAUCACAAUCACGUGAUUGAUUUCUGGCAGAUGCGAAAUGAGGAAAACAUCCAUUUCAUCACAUUCCAGGACAUGAAGAGAGAUCUUCCGUCGGUCAUCGAGAAGACUGCUAAAUUUCUCGGAAAAUCCUUGAGCAAGGAGCAAAUCUUGACGCUCGCCGACUAUUUAUCAUUUGACACAUUCUCCAAAAACACAUCUGUUAAUCGGGAAGAUAUGUUUUUGCAACUGUGCAACACAAUGAAUUUGGACAGAGAGAAGCAGGACUAUAACUUCAUCAGGAAAGGCAAGUCUGGAUCGUUUCGCGAGGAAAUGCCUGAAGAUCUAAUCGAAAAGUUCAACGAGUGGACAUUGAGAGAGACGGAGAAAGCUAAUGUUGACCCUGAAAUCCAAAGCGUUUUCUUCGGUGUAUAAUAAAGUUCCACUAUGUAUCUUAUCAAUGUGACAGAUAAGUGAUAAGGCCAAUGUCUUAAAUAUAGAUU